Molecule: messenger RNA, 4340 nt
Organism: Medicago truncatula (barrel medic)
Lineage: Eukaryota; Viridiplantae; Streptophyta; Magnoliopsida; Fabales; Fabaceae
Product: protein timeless homolog
Exons: 22
Coding region: 102-4109 (1335 amino acids)
Biological process (GO): DNA repair; replication fork arrest; DNA replication checkpoint signaling
Cellular component (GO): replication fork protection complex
Molecular function (GO): DNA binding
Source: RefSeq, a predicted model, not a curated record
GCCAUUUCCACUAAGACCCCAAAAACAAAAACCCCAUUUUUGCAACACUUCAACUCCAAAAAAAUCCCCAAAUCUCUUCGUUCUCUCAAAACCCAAACACCAUGGACACCGAUGGAUUAUCCCUAAUCUGCAGCGGUCUCGGCGCCAUUGAAGAAGAUGAUGAAGGCAAACGAAUCGGUUAUUCCAAGGGUGAAUACUGUCUCGAUAAUUUGAAAGAUUUGUUGAGGUUUUUGAGACGUGAUGAUCCGCAAUCCCGCGAUGUGUUCAAGCUAGUGUGUAAAUGGAACAUCGUUUCAAAGGAUUUGGUACCGAUUAUAGAGCAUUACCACCAAGAUCGUAGCAUGCUUCUCAAUGCAGUUAAGGUUUUGGUGUUUCUUACAAUGCCGAUUGAACCUGGUUCGACUGAGGUAUCUCAGCAGUUGGAGUAUCUGUGGGACUUGAAAUCUGCAGUGACUAACGGUGAUGUUGUCACGGUGAUAGUGUCGAUUCUAGAAAAACCACUUGAGAAUUUGGAACUUAAUAAGUUCACGGAGGAUGAUUGGAAAUUGGUACAAUUGGUGUUUACAUUAUUUAGAAAUAUCCUAGCUGUUCAAGAAAUCCCGUUGCAUCUGAAAUCAGCAGGAUCUGCUAGUCAUUUUUUAUCGCUCAGAGAUAAAUUUCUGGACCUUUUGUUCCGCGAGAAUGUGAUGGAUAUAAUCUUGGUUGUAUCUCAAAAUGUUGGGAGUUCUAAUGUCUAUCUCCGUCAGGAUAACUUGCUUCUGCUCGAAAUUUUUCAUUACAUUUUUAUGGGCCAGGAUCCAGAGUUGAUUAUCCGGGGCUAUUCGAAUGGAUCGAAGGCGGACGAAGACUCCCAAGCUUCUCUUGAUAGUCUCCAGUCCAUCAUGGAGGAAGAAAAGAAGAAAAGAAUCAUUAGUAGGCUUGGCAAUAUCGGUCGGCAUUCACAAUUCAAUGCAACAUUUGCACGGGUUACCAUGGACGGUUCUAAAGCCGUAGUUAAGGGAAAUCCUAAUUCUUCUCAUAAUAUGCAUCUUAAAUCACAAAAUGUUACUCGGGGUCGAGCCAAAACAAUUGCGUGGGAUCACCCAAAGUUGCCUUCAACAACGGAUACAAUCUUGGAGUUGCUUCGUGGAUUUGUCGAUCAGUUUCUUUCUGUGGGAUACAACGUUUUGAUGCGAUCCGUCCGUGAAGAUAUUGAAAAGGAACAUCCUGCAGUUCAAAAAACUGACGUCGUUUUUUUCUUUCAAGUGGCUGAAUUUGUCACUUCAUUCCAGUUUUACAAGCAUUCAACUUCAAAGAUCAAGGAAGAAAGACACGCAUUUGAUGAUAAUGAUGCUGAUGCUUCAGAUUACAGUGGUAAAAUAUGUGGCCCAAUUGAAGCAUCCUUGAAUGAGUCAAUGUUUCAAUUAGUCAUUUCAAAGUGGCGGCAGGCCUAUGAUGGUCUAAAGGAGACCAAUGACUACAUGUUUCUAUCUGCAGCUGGUUCUCUUUUGAAAAACAUGAUUCGCAUGCUGGAUCUAGUACUUAAGUUGCUGCCAGAAGACUCUAAGGAGCCGCAAACAGCUCGCAUUCUUCUGUACAAGUUGUUUUAUGAUCAGACUGAAGAAGGGAUGACUCAAUUUCUCUUGAAUUUGAUCAAAACGUUUGACACCCACAAACAAUGCAAAAGUGCUCUUGCAGAUUUGGUUGAAAUCAUUUGCAAGGUUGUAAAACUAAUGGAUCAUCUUCAGUCUCGAGGAACAUUGAGGGUGUCAAAAAAAGCAAGGAAAUUGAAAAAGAAGAUUUCCAGUGCAAGAGAAUCAGAGAAUAAACCAACUGGAGAUCAGUCUUGCAUUCAAAAAGAAGCUAGCAUUUCUAUUGACAAUCAAUUAGCUGAAAAUCAGUUGCUGCAGAAGGAAUCCAUACCAAAUGCAAAUUCCACCGAGCAAGAAGACACCCCUCAUGAUAAUGAACAUCAAAAUCUCGAGAAAGAUGUGAACUCCCAAGUUCGUUUGAAACCAAUGGAAAACAGAAAUCUUGAUGAUAAUGGAGAUAAUAAUGUCAAGAGAGAUGUGAACUUUGAAAUUGGUGUGGAAUCAGUGAGAAACACAAAUCUUGAUGAUAAUAAAAAUGAAGAUGUCGAGGAAGAUGUGAACUCCCAAGUUGGUAUGAAACCAAUGGAAAACACAAAUCCUGAACAUCCUAAUGAGGAUAUGUUGGAUGACACUGGUGAUUUUUCUGAAGAUGAGCAAAUAAAUGCAGUUAGUGAAGUUGAUUUCAAUGUUUCGACGCUUGUCUCUGCCUUUGCGAAUCACAGUAUCAUUCAGAAAUUGUGUUGGUUGCUCAAGUUUUAUAAAAGCAAUUCCCUUGCUAUAAAUCAUUACAUAAUAAGCAUGUUGCGGAGAAUUAGUGAUGAUCUUGAACUCCAUCCCAUGCUCUACCAGCUUUCGCUGCUCACAAUUUUUUAUGACAUCCUUGCUGAACAAAAGUCACGCCCCUGCGAGGAAUAUGCAAGUAUUGUUGAUUUCCUCAACAGUUUGGUCAGAAAGAUGCUAAAGAAAAUGAAAAAGCAGCCCCUCCUAUUUGUUGAAGUCCUUUUCUGGAAGACCCGAAGGGAAUGCCAUUACAUCAAUGCAGAAUAUUUGUUGGAUGAGCUUGGCCAUUUGAAAAACGAAACUAAAAAUUGGAAUGAUACUCAAGGGGAUGGGGAAAUCGGUUCAUCCCCAGGGAAACCAUGGACUCGUAGAAGCCUAGCUGAUGCACUUGGUGACGAUGAAGCAGAUGUUGUGAUCUCUCAUGACUCGAGAUAUCAAAACAAUGGAGAAAAGCUUGAUGAUAUUGAAGGCAUUGCUUCUACCUCAGGCAGUAAGAAUGACAGAGAUGAUAAUAAUGGGGAGCCAUGGUUAGAAGAUGAAUAUCAAACAGCUCCAAGGAGAAAGAAAAAACUGAUUCUAGAUGCUGAGUUGGAGAUACAAAUUAAGGAUCUCUAUGAGAAAUUCAAAGAUGACCGAAAUUGCAGUCGACGUAUUGCUGAAGUGCUUGAUCCAGAUGGUAAAAUAUCUACAGCUCAAAUAUCCAGUAAAUUGAAAAAAUUAGGGCUAACGAUUGCAUCAAGGAAAAAGAAGGGUGAUGCUGAUGAAACAUUUUCAACAAGCCCUAAUCAAUUAGAAGGGGGUGGAUUGGCUGGAGGUGUGAAUCAUACAUCAGUGGAAGGAAGCCUGUUGAUUCAGCACCGGCAGAAAAGAAAAAGAGUCAGUGCUUUCAAUGAAGAUCAGGAAGCUCGUAUCAAAGUUCUAUUUGAGGAUUUCAAGGACCAUAGAAGAUGUAGCUAUAUGAUAGCUAAUGCACUGGACAAGGAUGGUAAAUUCACUCCUGCCCAAGUCUCUCGAAAACUUAAGCAACUUGGCUUAUGUGUUCCUCAAAAGAGUUUUAGAGGAAAAAACCACCAAAAGGGUGAGGAUCUUAUGGAUGGUUCAAAUGAUAGAAUGCAUGAAUCUGAUGAGGACACAUUGAUAUCAUUGGUAAAAAGGAAAAAAGGGAAGAAUAGAAAAGAAUCAAGCGAACAGUUACGAGAACAGACCAAUGAGGAUAAAUUAUCAAAAGAUGAUUCUGAUGAUGAAAUGCUCGCCUCUAUCCUAAAGAAAAAAGGGAAGAAUAGAAACAUAUCAAGCGAACAGUUACAAGAACAGACCGGUGAGGAUAAAUUAUCAAAAGAUGAUUCCGAUGAUGAAAUACUUGGUUCUAUCCUCAAGAAAAAAGUGAAGAAUAGAAAAGAAUCAAGGAAACAGUUACAAGAACAGACCGGUGAGGAUAAAUUAUCAAAAGAUGAUUUGGAUGAAGAAAUACUUGGCUCUAUCCUCAAGAAAAAAAGGAAUGGAUCAGUAUCCAGUGAUUAUUUACAUGAAAGCACCAAUGAGGAUGAAUUGUCCAGAGAUGAUUCUGAGGAUGAAAUGCUUCAAUCUGCACCAAAUGAAAAUCAAGGAGGUUUCGUGAAUUCCCACCAAGUAGAAAAUAUGCAAGUGGAUCCUGACUUGGAAGAUUCAGAGGAUGAAGUGGCUGUUGAUACACUCCCUGACAAUGCUGUAUCCAGAAGGAAGCUGAGAAUGGUGGUUGAUCUUGAGGAUGAUGACUGAUGUGGAAGCGUUAUUAUUUUGACUUAAUGUGGAAGCGUUAUUAUUUUGACUUAAUGUGGAAGCAUGAUUAAGAUACCUGUGUAUUCUUUUAUACUUGAUUGUUUGCUUCCAAUUUGUACAAAUAGUAUGUAUAUUUAACCGAUUAUUUAAGAUUCUAUCCUUUUGUGUAUAGUUGACUAUAAAAGCAAUUCCCCUAUUUAUUUUCAAGUCCAGAAGCAUGUGAAUUGUGAA